AUGGCCUGCGUCGGCGAAGAGCCAGAGGCGGCAGGCGCGACCACGGUGAGCGCGGAUAGCUCGCAGCCAACCUCCGCAGGCGAGCCAGCUGGAGGACGAGGAUGCCUCGGCCAAGCCCACGGCCGCGAGACGGCUGAGGAGCCCAGCGCGCCAGGAGUCGAGCGGCUCCUCGGCGACCGCGAGUUCGGCGCGCCGGCGCGAGAGGCAUUGCGUUCGGAGGGGGCUAGCGCCGUGGAGUGCCGCGCGGUGCGCAAGCGGCCAGCUCGCCAGAGCGCGAGGUCCGAGAGCGAUAGCGACUAA
Molecule: messenger RNA, 300 nt
Organism: Prorocentrum cordatum
Lineage: Eukaryota; Dinophyceae; Prorocentrales; Prorocentraceae
Source: the annotation of a GenBank genome assembly